UUGUCUUCCCUUCUGAGAUCAUUACAAAUUGCGUUUUCUCCGGAAGCUAUUUCAAAACAGACGCUAUCUAUCAACGCCAAGGCGAGGAUGGAUUAUAUGGAUAUGUUUUUGUUUGUUAUUUUGGUAUUUACUGAAAUACUUGGAGUUUUUACUCAAGGGAUCCCUGCUGACAGAACCUUUGAGGUGUGUACAGGAUCACGUGUGACAAUGACGUUUGAGGGUGCAAACUAUAACCAAGGCGAUCUUGAAAGCUGGCACUUCACAUCUCCAGGAUCUAAAGAAGUAGAUGUGGCUCUUGAAUUUGGGACCUCUCCAUUCCAACCUGUGACUGCGUAUAAAGGAUAUGGAUUGGAAAAAGUUGGAAGGCAGGGCAUAGUGAUACCUAAUAUUUCAGCAAAUGACAGUGGGCUGUACAGAUUUAACCAGGAUGCAAACUUCAGAUACAAUGUAACAGUAAAAGAUCCCUGCUUGGAAUCCACAGAUCCUGUUCCUCAGGAAGAUGAAAUGUGUUUAAAAGUUCAAUGUAUGACAAAGGCAACAUUCCAGAGACUGGAGAUAGGAGAUGUCACAGACCAAGUUACCCAGAAUCCUUACACUUUGUGUGGUACCUCUGUUGUCACGGUGACUUGUGUAGUUGAGCAGGGAGGUCAGGAGUUGACAGACAUGACCACUUUCGAUCUGACAACCAGGAAUGAAAAUGGUGAUGAUAAUGGGGAGAAGAAAUCCGGAGAACUAAGUGGAGGAGAGAUUGCUGGGAUAGCUGUCGGCGCCGCUGGUUUUACUGCCUUGACAAUUGCCAUGUUCUGUGUUGUCUUGAAGAAACGAGACAAUAGCAGAGGUUUCCACAAUCCAUUAUCUACCUAGACCUGUGCAUGGUGCCGUGAUGAAAUACAACCAAACAAGAACAGUUUAUAAUCAACAUAAAAGCCGAGUGGUCAAGUGACUCAAUGGUCAGUCAGUUUAUCUGUCAUCUAGAUGAUCGGGGUUUGAUUCCUCUAUGGUUCAUGAAAAGGUAUGGAAUCAACUGCUGGACAGCAUUGGUUUUCACUAAUUACUGCAUAUUGUCCCUGUUAGAAAAUGGAGCCUACCCAAGUGAUAAAUAUAGGUUUUAAUUUGUUGUAUAUUGGAUGUAAAAUUUUAUCUUAGAAGUUCCUCUACACUGUCGGGCUACGAUUAUUGUUUCUGUAUACAGGAAGAAAGUAAUUACUGUAUGGAAUGUAAAUACAAUGAAACAUUGUAUGUAGCCUCAUGGUACGUAACUUUUACUUGCAAUGUUUGGAUGACAAUGUGUCGGCUCCAUAUGACGUUAAGAAUAGGGCCGGAGAUGACGAGAUAUGCGGAAACCACUUGACCGGAGCAGCGAUAUUGAAGAUAUCUCAUCAUGAUGAAAAGGAAAACAAUAUGUUGUAUUAAAGGAAGAGAUUUGUACUAUGUCCAAUCUGAAAUAUACCUGUCAACCUUCCCAAUUUUUUCGAGGAAGUGUCUUAUUAUUUUUCCCAAUUUCUGCUUUUGCCAUUAAUAAUCAUUAACAUUAAUUAAUUUAUAACAUUAAAUGGGAGUAUUGCAUAUAGCAUAUUUUAAAUAAGAAGAUUUACAGCAUUAUUUGAUUGUUUAGAUUCAUUGAAUGAUAGUAUUACAAAUAUAUUGAAACGCUGCUAAAAGUUUUAUCUUUAAUGACAAUUUUAGAAUGUUGACAAGUAUGCUGAGGAGUAUGUUAAAAGAUACCAGAAAAACUUGUCUAGAUAAAGAUGACACUUAAAACAAACACCUAUCAAGAUAGACAAUAUAUGUGAAGACACCUUUCUGGAUAGGUGACACAUACUAAGACACCUGUCUAGGUAGGUGACACAUACAAAGAUGCAUGUCUUCUCCAGGGAGUGACACCUACAAAGACACCUGUCUGGAUAGGUGACACAUACAAAAACACCUGUCUAGAUAGGUGACACAUACAAUAACACAUGUUUAGAUAGGUGACACAUACAAAGACACCUAUCUAGAUAGACACAUACAAAGACACCUGUUUAGAUAGGUGAUGCAUUCAAUAACACAUGUCUAGACAAGUAACACAUACAAAGACACAUGUCUGGAUAGGUGACACAAACAAAGACACCUGUCUGGAUAGGUGACACAUACAAAGACACAUGUCUACUCCAGGGAUUGACACAUACAAAGACACCUGUCUGGAUAGGUGACACAUACAAAGAUACCUGUCUAGAGGGGUGACACAUACAUAAACACCUGUCCAGAGAGUUGACACCUACAAAGACACUUGUCCAGAUAGGCGACACAUACAAAGAUACCUGUCUAGAGGGGUGACACAUACAUAAACACCUGUCCAGAGAGGUGACACCUACAAAGAUAACUUGUCCAGAUAGGCGACACAUACAAAGAUACCUGUCUAGAUAGGUGACACGAACUUCAGGACUCAAUUUUGGUGACACAUAUAAAGACACCUGUCUGGAUAGAUGACACAUACAAAGAUACCUGUCUGGAGAGGUGACAAUUAGCCUCUAGACUGGCUACCAGCCUGUAAGUAUUUAUGAAGAAUUUCUCGGCUGCAUUUUACUGCUAGCUUAUCUCC
Messenger RNA from Mizuhopecten yessoensis (Yesso scallop), 2581 nucleotides. RefSeq lists its product as uncharacterized. The coding region runs from base 88 to 864 and encodes 258 amino acids. The transcript has 7 exons. Lineage: Eukaryota; Metazoa; Mollusca; Bivalvia; Pectinida; Pectinidae. The record is from RefSeq and is a predicted model, not a curated record.